AAAGGCAGAAGAUAUAGAGGGAGAAGAAGAGACGUAUGUGACUGAUAUAAAGGUAGAAGAUAUAGAGGGAGAAGAAGAGACGUAUGUGACUGAUAUAAAGGCAGAAGAUAUAGAGGGAGAAGAAGAGACGUAUGUGACUGAUAUAAAGGUAGAAGAUACAGAGGGAGAAGAAGAGACGUAUGUGACUGAUAUGAAGGCAGAAGAUAUAGAGGGAGAAGAAGAGACGUAUGUGAAGGGUGAUCAGCAGUGUAAGGAGGAGGAGAUCCCUACAGAUAUCAGCACAGAUGGACACACAAGCAGGAAUAUCUCAGAAGGACAUCUAAUGUUAUCCCCGGAUUGUGAAAUAGGAGAUAAUGACAGUAGACAGGAUUCUCCAGGAGAUAACCCCAUUACCCCAAUUAUACAUACAGCUCUAUCAGCUGAUCCCCCUGAUCCUGGGAAAUGUUCUCCUGAUCACUCUGAUAUUGGUGCAUCUGUUACAGCUCUGACAGUAGAUACAGAGUUUCCCUGUUCUAUAGAUGCCAAAUGUUUUACACAGAACACAAAGCCUAUUAACCCACAAACAGGUAAGGUAGGUGAAAGGCCACUGAUAUGUCCGGAGUGUGAGAAAUGUUUUACAUACAAAUCAGAUCUUGUUAUACAUCAGAAAAGUCACAUAGGCGAGAAGGCAUUUCCAUGUUCUGAGUGUGGGAAAUGUUUUACACGGAAAUCAUGGCUUGUUAGACAUCAGAGAAGUCACACAGGUGAGAAGCCAUUUCCAUGUUCUGAGUGUGGGAAAUGUUUUGCAUACAAAUCAGAUCUUGUUACACAUCACAGAACUCACACAGGUGAGAGGCCAUUUCCAUGUUCUGAGUGUGGGAAAUGUUUUACACAGAAAUCAGAUCUUGUUAAACAUCAGAGAAGUCACACAGGUGAGAAGCCAUUUCCAUGUUCUGAGUGUGGGAAAUGUUUUGCACACAUAUCAAAUCUUGUUAUACAUGAGAGAAGUCACACACGUGAGAAGCCAUUUUCUUGCUCUGAGUGCAGGAAAAGUUUUACCUGGAAAUACCUACUUGUUAUACAUCAGAGAAGUCACACAGAUGAGAAGCCUUUUCCAUGUUCUGAGUGUGGGAAAUGUUUUGCACACAAAUCACAUCUUGUUAGACAUAACAGAAGUCACACAGGUGAGAAGCCAUUUCCAUGUUCUGAGUGUGGGAAAUGUUUUACACAGAAAUCAGAUCUUGUUAAACAUCAGAGAAGUCACACAGGUGAGAAGCCAUUUCCAUGUUCUGAGUGUGGAAAAUGUUUUGCACACAAAUCACAUCUUGUUAAACAUAACAGAAGUCACACAGGUGAGAAGCCAUUUCCAUGUUCUGAGUGUGGAAAAUGUUUUACACAUAAAUCACAACUUGUUAUACAUCAGAGAAUUCACACAGGUGAGAAGCCUUUUCCAUGUUCUGAGUGUGGGAAAUGUUUUGCAAACAAAUCAGAUCUUGUUAAGCAUCAGAGAAGUCACACAGGUGGGAAGCCAUUUCCAUGUUCUGAGUGUGGAAAAUGUUUUACACAGAAAUCACAACGUGUUAUACAUCAGAUAAUUCACACAGAUGAGAGGCCUUUUCCAUGUUCUGAGUGUGGGAAAUGUUUUGCACGAAAAUCAGUUUGUGUUAUACAUCAGAGAAGUCACACAGGUGAGAGGCCAUUUCUAUACUCUGAGAAAUAAAUCAGCUCUUGUUGCACACAAUAGACAUCACUCAGUUGAGGAACCAUUUUAAUCUUCUGGAGUAUACUCAUCAUUGCCAUGCGUUGUUUUUCAAGGUUCUUAUCCUAUCUCCUAUGCUUUUUGCAAUAUACAUGCUACCACUGGGUAUAAUAAUCAGAUGUCAUGUCCUCAUCUACCACUUCUAUGCAGAUGACCUGUCUUUUGCUCUGGGUACUGAGAACCCAGUACCAAUCCUAAAUGGUUGUCUAACUGAGCUCCAGGUGUGGGUGAUGCCAGUUGGCUGUGACUCAGUCCUGGUGAAACAGGUCCUUAUGAUAGAAGCUCACCAACAAAGGACAGGGCUACAGCUCAGCUUUGCCUACCAAGCAGAAUUACGCUUGGGGUUUCAGAAUUACAAAAUGCUGAUCAUGGGGGUGAUUCCGAGUUGUUUGCUCGCUAGCUGAUUGUAGCAGCAUUGCACACGCUAGGCCGCCGCCCUCUGGGAGUGUAUCUUCGCUUAGCAGAAUUGUGAACAAAAGAUUAGCAGAAUAACGAAUAAAAAAUUCUUAGCAGUUUCUGAGUAGCUCCAGACCUACUCCUACACUAAGAUCAGCUCAGGCCGUUUAGUUCCUGGUUUGACGUCACAAACAGGCCCUGCAUUCGGCCAGGCACUCCCCCGUUUCUCCAGACACUCCUGCGUUUUAUCCUGGCAUGCCUGCGUUUUUCUGCAUACUUCCAGUUUUCGGCCAAAAACACCCACUUCCUGUCAAUCACACUCCGAUCACUUCAACAAUGAAAAUUCUUUGUUCUGCCGUGAGUAAAUCUACAAAGUUUGAGCUAAAAUACUUAGCGCACUGCGUAGCAUGUGCAUGCGCAUUUUCACAUUAAUCGCUCCGUUGCCAAAAUCGGCAACGAGCGAACAACUCGGAAUGACCCCCCAUAUGCGGAAUCUUGGUGUCCUGGAUGGUGGAGUGACACUUAGAGAUCAGGUAUCAGCCACAAUCAGAUCCUCAUCUGAGGAACAGAGCCAGACUCCAGCACUUAUUUCCCUCAGAAGAUCUACCUACAGUCAUACAUACACUUGUAUCAUCACGCAUAGAGUACUGCAAUGUCCUCUACCUGGGUCUCCCAUCAAAAGAAUUGCACCGCUUGUAGCUUGUACAGAAUGCAGCAGCCAGGCUGUUACCUAACCAGCCCGUUCCUGCCACAUAACACCCAUUCUCUACAACCUUCACCGGCUGCCUGUCAGAUGGGGACUAUUACAUAAUCUUACUGACUCUCCCAGCCCUACAUGACCAGGGUUCAUGGUACCAGAAGCAGCUUCUGCCUCAUUACUGCCCUGCUUUCUUACUUCAACCUGCAGAUAAAGGACUGUUACCAGCAGUACCAAGAAUACCCAAGCAGUGCUGAGAUGUCAGAGGUGGAGACAGGGUGGGUGGCACUAGUGCUGUAGCGGGUGCUGCCAGAGGCACUGUCUGUGGGUAAUAUUGUCCCCAAGCAGUGCUAAGGUGUCAGAAGGGGAGACAGGGCAGUGGCAGUAGUGGGAGAGGCAGGGCGGGUGGCAGUAGUGGGAGGAGACAGGGUGGGUGGCAAUAGUGGGGGAAGACAGGGUGGAUGGUCACAGUGCAGUACCAGGGGCUGCUGGAGGUAGUAACGAGGUGUAUGGGUCCUGCACAGAACCAGUUGACAAUUAGACUUAAUGAUGAUUAUGCUUCCUUAUUUCUAAUUAAUCUCUUGUAUGUGUUACUGUUAUUUGCUGUGUCAGCCUUUAUGUGUGUUCUGUGUAAUAAUCCUGAAAGUAGUGCUGCUACCGAUCUCAUAUUAUUUGUAGUAACUUGGAAAAGAUGAGAUAUGAGGUGCACUCUGGAAGCUUAUAGGGGGUUAAUCAGAGAUGAAUGCAGAUGUGACAUCACGCAGCCCCUGGAAAAUGGUCCUGGCCCGCCCUCAUUCACCCCUCAGGGAUGCGGCCACAAUGUGUGUGUCUGCAGCCUCUGCACGUGCAUUUUGUCACCACCAGUAAACUGCUGCGGGCCACUAUUGCGGCUGGGUCUGAAUGACCCCCAUAGGGUUUUGGCUCUCCUGAUAUGUAUCUGUUUUACUUACGUGCAAUACUAUAAUGUAACUUGAAUUGUUUCUGUGCUUUAAAGGAUAUUUUAUCCAUGUUGUGCAGAGUAAAGUAUUUUUUAAGUUUAAAAUAUAGAGAAAAA
Molecule: messenger RNA, 3885 nt
Organism: Pseudophryne corroboree (corroboree frog)
Lineage: Eukaryota; Metazoa; Chordata; Amphibia; Anura; Myobatrachidae
Product: gastrula zinc finger protein XlCGF26.1-like
Exons: 2
Coding region: 191-1699 (502 amino acids)
Biological process (GO): regulation of transcription by RNA polymerase II
Cellular component (GO): PcG protein complex; transcription regulator complex; chromatin
Molecular function (GO): RNA polymerase II cis-regulatory region sequence-specific DNA binding; DNA-binding transcription factor activity, RNA polymerase II-specific
Source: RefSeq, a predicted model, not a curated record